Molecule: messenger RNA, 1281 nt
Organism: Entamoeba nuttalli P19
Lineage: Eukaryota; Evosea; Mastigamoebida; Endamoebidae
Exons: 1
Coding region: 1-1281 (426 amino acids)
Source: RefSeq, a predicted model, not a curated record
AUGAAACGAUUAGAAAGAGUUUAUUUAAUGAAUGUUAUUUUUUAUUUACAAAAAAUAGAUGAAUUAGUUAAGUUUUUACAGAUUAGUAAGAAUUGUUAUGAGUCAUUUCAAAUGAUGCAUAUAAAUCCAAAUUAUUCAUUAAUAACACAAACAAAAGAGUUACAAAUAUUUAAAAAUUGUAAUUCAUUACAAACAGUUUGUGGAGAGUUACAUAACAUUAGUACAUUUGAAUGUAAUUUUAAUGCUAUUGUUAAAAUACCAGAAAAAAGAAGUUAUAAAAUAGUAGAUGAUAUAAUUCCUGAUUUAAAAGAAUUAAUAAAAUAUUCAUCAAGAAUUAUUAAAUUAAAAUUAAUAACAAAUAGAAAUGAUUUUGAAAUUCAUUGGAUAACAUUUAAUCAAUUAAAUGAUUUAACUAUUGAAUUUUAUGGUGAUAAUUAUUAUGAAUUAUAUAGUCAAUUUGAAAAUAAUAGUAAAUUACCUACUAUUUUAACUUCUACUUUUCUUAAUAACUGGAAUUUUGAAGAAUUAAAACAACUUCAAAAUCUUAAAAGAAUUUGUAUUAAAUCAACAAAUUUAGGAAAUGACCCACCUCCAUUAGAAUCUUUAAUUUAUUGUGAUCAAAUAAUUCAAAUUGCAAAUAAAAAAAGAAAAAUUUAUUUUUAUGGAAAUGAAUUAAAUAUAAAAUCUCCUAAUAAAAAUGUUAUUAUUAUGUCUAAUUCAUUAACUGAAGAUAUUCAUUCAAUUUCUUCAAAAGAAGCAUGGUCUAGAAUUGAUAAAUUUCAUUUUGAUUUAUUCGUUAGAGAUUGGCAAAAAUAUUAUCCAAUGAAAACAUUAUUUUGUUCAUCUAAUCCUUUUAAUGAUCUUUCAUCAGUUAAUUCUCUUGUUGAAAUAGAAAUUGGUGGUUCAAUGAUUCCUUUUAAAUUUAUUCUUCCUAAAAACAUUAAAAAAAUAACAGUAAUAGGAGAUUUAAAUAUUAUUGAUAUUUCAUUAUGUAGUAAUCUUGAACUUAAAAUACAAUCACCUGACAUUUCUAUAUUACCUUCUAAAAAAGAAAUUAUUUCUAUUAUUAUUGAUUGUCCUGAUCUUAUUCAAAAAGAUUUAACUAAUCUACGUCUAUUUGAAUCUUUGAAAACUCUUAUUUUAAAUGAUUAUUUUAAUUCUAUUAUUUUACCUGAUCUUCCUGGUGUCAAUAUCACUAUUCAUAACAAACCAAAAACACUUUCUCAAAUUAAACCUAUUGAAGAACCAAAAAAAAAAUUUUCUCAUUGUCUUAUUAACUAA